This is a messenger RNA of Carlito syrichta (Philippine tarsier), 2002 nucleotides long. It is a transcript of the gene CHAD, whose product is annotated as chondroadherin. Bases 1 to 1452 code for a protein of 483 amino acids. The transcript has 6 exons. Gene Ontology annotation, cellular component: extracellular matrix. The record is from RefSeq and is a predicted model, not a curated record. NCBI's taxonomy places the organism in Eukaryota, Metazoa, Chordata, Mammalia, Primates, Tarsiidae. Gene Ontology annotation, molecular function: protein binding.
AUGUCUGUGCCUGUGGCCUCAGCCAUUGCCAGCACCCCUGAUUUCUCUCCCUCAGCCCCACCUUCACGAUUUCAGACCAUAACAUCCCCUGCCUCUCCCUUCCAAGCCGAAGGCCCCAUAAACUUGAUGAGAAAGCCAGCCUACCCUGGCCCAGCUGGAAGUGGCACAGACACAAGCCCCCACCCCACCGCACCUGAAACCUGGCACAAGAAUCCGGACAUGGUGGCUGGCGAGUGGGCACACAGAAAUCUGGCCGGCCCGGGCGAGGCUGCCACAGAACCUAGCAUCUGGCAGCCUGAGCGUCCAGGGCCGGUCCCUCGACCUGCCCCCCCACCCGUCCUCACAGUCCUGGGGCCACUGCCCAAGGGUGGCCUCUGCCAACCCGUGCUCCUGCUCGGCCUCGGCCUCCUGGCCGGCCUGCUGCCGGCGCUGGCCGCCUGCCCCCAGAACUGCCACUGCCACGGCGACCUGCAGCACGUCAUCUGCGACAAGGUGGGGCUGCAGAAGAUCCCCAAGGUGUCGGAGAAGACCAAGCUGCUCAACCUCCAGCGCAACAACUUCCCGGUGCUGGCCGCCAACUCCUUUCGGGCCACGCCGAACCUCGUGUCGCUGCACCUGCAGCACUGCCAGAUUCGCGAGGUGGCCGCGGGGGCCUUCCGCGGUCUCAAGCAGCUCAUCUACCUGUACCUGUCCCAUAAUGACAUCCGCGUGCUGCGCGCAGGCGCCUUCGACGAUCUGACGGAGCUCACCUACCUCUACCUGGACCACAACAAGGUGACCGAGCUGCCCCGGGGGCUGCUGUCCCCACUGGUCAACCUCUUCAUUCUGCAGCUCAACAACAACAAGAUCCGAGAGCUGCGUCCUGGCGCCUUCCAGGGCACCAAGGACCUGCGCUGGCUCUACCUGUCAGAAAACGCACUCAGUUCUCUGCAGCCGGGGUCCCUGGACGACGUGGAAAACCUCGCCAAGUUCCACGUGGACAAGAACCAGCUGUCCAGCUACCCCUCGGCUGCCCUGAGCAAGUUGCGGGUGGUGGAGGAGCUGAAGCUGUCCCACAACCCCCUGAAAAGCAUCCCCGACAACGCCUUCCAGUCCUUCGGCAGGUACCUGGAGACCCUCUGGCUGGACAACACCAACCUGGAGAAGUUCUCAGACGGUGCCUUCCUGGGUGUGACCACGCUGAAACAUGUCCAUCUGGAGAAUAAUCGCCUGAACCAGCUGCCCUCCAACUUCCCCUUUGACAACCUGGAGACCCUCACCCUCACCAACAACCCCUGGAAGUGUACCUGCCAGCUCCGGGGCCUUCGGCGGUGGUUGGAAGCCAAGGCCUCUCGUCCUGAUGCCACCUGCGCCUCACCGGCUAAGUUCAGGGGCCAGCACAUCCGUGACACGGACGCCUUCCGCAGCUGCAAGUUUCCCACCAAGAGGUCCAAGAAAGCCGGCCGCCAUUAAACAGGUCCUGACCUAGCCAGUCCUGGUGACUGGCCUCUGCCUUCUGCCGGAGAGACUACUGACCUUCCUGCCUCCACCCCCACCUUCUCCCCACAGCCUCUGCUGAUGCACAGAGCUGCCCACAUCUAGACACGUCCUGGCAGGGAGCCUCGGACACUCCACUACCAACCCAGCGCCACCCGGCAGUGUCCUGGGGAAGACACAGAGCCCCUCCCCAGCCACCAUGCCAUCCCCACUUCCUGACUCCUCUUAGAGAGGCUGUUGCCGAGACCCCCAAAUCCAUCAGAACCAGAACUGAGUGGUCAUCAGGAUGGCCACCUUUCCAGAAUCAUCCUUCCUUCGUUCCUCUUUCCCCACCAUGUGGAAGCAAACAUCAGACCCUUGACCCAACCCUUGCUUCCAGAAAGGGUCUUCAGCCCAUACCCCAAUUCUGCCAGCUCCCGCCUGCCAGGACAGUCUAGCAGGACAUCGGUGCUUUGCUGCCCACCUCCCGUGCUGCAUUUCUCCCCCAGAUUUCUAUAAAUAUAAAUUUAUGUAUGUGUGAUAUUUA